AUGUCCGCUGAUUUGUUUUACGCCGACUCAGAGGCUCCAAUUGUUUUAUUAUCAGCCAAAAAGCACUUUGACCAAUUGUCAUCUCCUGAUUUGCAAAAGUAUGCCCACCAUUUAUCAAGAGCUUCAUACCAUGGUACGAGGGCUGUUUUAGACUCAGUUUCACCAGAGAGUCCAAUAAUCUACGACUUGAUCUUGCUCAUUCAUGAAAAGUUGGACACACCACGAUCAAAUGAGGAGUACAUUGAUCGAUUGUCUGGAGCGCUUGAAGCACAAGAUGUCACGUAUUACUUGGAAUAUGCUGCUCAGUUUUUGGGCAAUGUGGGUAACUACAAGUCAUUUGGUGAUCGCAAAUUUAUUCCAAGAAUUGACAAAGCUAAAUUCCGCAAAUUGAUUGACAAGAUCAAUGACGAGGAAGUGUCUCAGUUGUACAACAAGGUUGAGGAUCGGAUUUAUGACACUGAACAAGGAUUGUUGGGCUACCCAGACCAAGGUCUCUUGUCAAACUAUUACCCCAAUAGUGGAAACAUCACCAAGGAUGAGAUUGAUGCUGUCAACAAGGCAUUGUCAUCCGCUGGACUCAUGCCAGAAAACACCAGGGUUGUGAAAAACGGCAAGGACAAUUCAUUCACAGUCCUCGUCGCAUCCGUUGACACAACCAAUCUUUACACCGAUUUGAACUUGCAAACGGAUUCCGGCGCAAAGAUCACUUUUGAAUUUGGUGACCAUGCAAGUGACUUUGCCAAAAUUGUCGACGAGUUGGAAAAUGCAUUAAAAUACGUUGCCAACGACACUCAAAAGAAACUCAUUUCUUACUACAUUGAAUCCUUCAAGACUGGAUCAAUGUCGGCACACAAAAAGUCGCAAAUCGAAUGGGUGAAGGAUUUGAAACCCGAAGUUGAAUCAAACAUCGGAUUCAUUGAAACUUACAGGGACCCAGCUGGAGUACGUGGUGAAUGGGAAGGUUUGGUAGCCAUGGUCAAUCAUGAACGUACUGCAAAAUUCUCCCACUUGGUGGAAAAUGCCGGCCAAUUUAUUGAUCAAUUACCAUGGGACAAGUACUACGAAAAGGAUACAUUCACCCCACCCGACUUCACCUCAUUGGAAGUGUUGACUUUUGCCGGAUCGGGUGUCCCUGCCGGUAUCAAUAUCCCCAAUUACGACGACGUGAGAUUGAAUUAUGGUUUCAAGAAUGUGUCUCUUGGAAAUGUCCUCUCUGCAAACCCCAAGAACCCCAAAAAGGAAGAAAUCAUCACUUUUAUCGAGGACCAAGACUUGUUUAAGAAAUGGAGAGAUGAUUCAUUCGAAGUCCAAGUUGGAUUGCACGAGUUGUUGGGUCAUGGUACUGGAAAAUUAUUGCAAGAGACCGAACCGGGUAAAUUCAACUUUGAAAAAGACCCCAAUCACAAUAUAGAUACAUACUACAAGCCAAAUGAAACAUGGGCAGGUGUAUUUGGUGCCAAUAGUGGAUCAUAUGAAGAAUGUCGUGCUGAGUUGGUGGCUUUGUACUUGAUUCUCAAAAACCCAACCAAAGUCUUGCCAAUCUUUGGAAUAGAGUCAGAACAGGAUCAAGAAGCUGUCACCUACAUUGCUAGUUUGUUGAUGAUUCGUGCUGGUUUGGUAGGAUUGGAGUUCUGGGACCCCGAGGCAAAGAAAUGGGGCCAACCACAUAUGCAAGGGCGUUUUGCCAUUAUGAAGCAAUUGCAUAAAGCGGGCGUGUUUGAGUUUGAGCAUUCUGCUCCAGACUACUCCGACUUGAAGAUUGUUGUUGACAAAUCCAAGCUUCACGAUGGUACUGCUGUUGAUGCUCUUGGUGAAUUCUUGGGCAGCUUGCACGUUUACAAAUCGACAGCUAAUGUGACUGCUGGGUUAAAGUAUUACAUUGAAAAGAGCAAUGUUGAAGAUGAGUAUGCCAAGUUUAGAGAUAUCGUAAUCAAGGAAAAGAAACCAAGAAAGAUUUUGAUCCAAGCUAAUACUGUCUUGAAAGAGGGCGGCAGUGUUGAGUUGAUCGAAUAUGAGGAAAGUGAAACCGGUAUGAUUCAAAGUUAUUACGAUAGAAAAGUAUAG
Lodderomyces theae is the source of this 2064-nucleotide messenger RNA. Its product is annotated as dipeptidyl-peptidase III. Lineage: Eukaryota; Fungi; Ascomycota; Pichiomycetes; Serinales; Debaryomycetaceae. Gene Ontology annotation, biological process: proteolysis. Bases 1 to 2064 code for a protein of 687 amino acids. The record is from RefSeq and is a predicted model, not a curated record. Gene Ontology annotation, molecular function: dipeptidyl-peptidase activity; metalloexopeptidase activity. The transcript has a single exon. Gene Ontology annotation, cellular component: cytoplasm.